Cydia pomonella (codling moth) is the source of this 1198-nucleotide messenger RNA. RefSeq lists its product as uncharacterized. The record is from RefSeq and is a predicted model, not a curated record. Bases 131 to 430 code for a protein of 99 amino acids. Lineage: Eukaryota; Metazoa; Arthropoda; Insecta; Lepidoptera; Tortricidae. The transcript is spliced from 2 exons.
UAGAAGGAUCACGUCACAAUGGUUUGACCAAGGCCUUGACUCGUGCGCUGGCGCAAGCAUUUAGAGCACGGGGAAACGUUACGAGAAGUUACUACGUGAGAGCCGGAACUGCAAUCACUCACCAGACGUUAUGGCGCAUAGUAAAGUCGCCCUACUUCUCGCCGUUGUGCUCGGCUCCGCGAUAAUUGAAUGCAAAAUAGUCCUGCCGCACAAGCUCCGAUACCUCGAAAACAUGUUGAAUGCGGACUUGCUAUCGAAGGCCACGAGGAUGAGACAGCGAACGGAAGGUAAUACCGGCCCCGAGAACAGAGUCUGGCCCGUUCUGGGUCUAGGCAAGUACCAGGAUGAGAAACUGAAUGGACCUCCACCUUUGCCGCCAUUUCUCAUGAAUAGCAUCGUUCAGCGGCGGAUUUCAAACCCCAAAAUCUAAUCUAGUUAAAUUCUAUGUUUAAUCUAAGUCAGCCAGUAAGUAAGCAGGGAUACCUUCAUCUUUAGUAAAUCUUUUCCGAAGAUUAAAAGAAGCUAACAAAUGUCCCUAUUCUUAAAUCGUUUUUUUCUCGUGAUACAUAGAUGUAAUACUAGUAACACGGCAUCAGUAGCUAUGUUCGCUAAAUUAACAUCCAAUUCAGCUUAAACAAUGCAGUAUUUGUUCAUUUCAUGAAUUUUGUAAUUAUUCCAAAAUUGUUUUAAGACAUAAGCAAUUAAGCAUUUUACUGACUUGUAGUUUUAUGUAAUAUAUAUAAUUAAGGUAGACGUUAGUGAGACUGAAACCUGACUCCAAGGUCAAACUAAAUGUACUUAUAAAUAGUUUAAUGGAGCUCUGUGAACCUGCAAUUUUAUCUUUUUGUUUCAAAUAAAUAAUUAAAUUAAAUAAUAAAUUGAUAUAAGUAAGUGUUUGUGAACCCCUAAAAGCUCUACCAAGGUAUGACCCAUGGGUAAUGUGAAUGAUUGCAGCGUGCCUCGGUAUUAGAAGUAGCUAAGUGAGGGGUUCAAAAUGAUUUGUAACCUGAUUAUUCUAGACACCCGGCUCGCUUAGUCACUUCUGUUGCCGACUGUAUGACCAAAUACAGCUCAGACAACCUCGAAUUUGCAGAAGUAGUCAACAACAACGACUGCUUUCCUUAAUCAAAUGUGUAUUUAUUAUCUUAACUCUUUUAUCUUAAGAUAUUGUUAAAUAUAUGUUGCGAAUAACCCAAAA